Molecule: messenger RNA, 1464 nt
Organism: Drosophila innubila
Lineage: Eukaryota; Metazoa; Arthropoda; Insecta; Diptera; Drosophilidae
Exons: 3
Coding region: 1-1464 (487 amino acids)
Source: RefSeq, a predicted model, not a curated record
AUGGCCAGUUGGACUUUGGCGCUGCUCCGCCUGCUCGGAGCUGUACAGUGGAGCUGGACGUGGACGCCAGUAAGGGCACCGUAUUCCCAAGCACAUAGCUAUCUGAAUGCGGCACAACGUCCGCUCUGGAUACUCGAGGAUGAGCUGAUGAAGCAUCAUCGCGUGGAUAGAUCGGAGGCAGACUAUGACACGACAACCCAUGAAACAACUUCACGACGAAUGAGGCAGGAUCGAGAACUACAGCCACCGCCCAUUAGAAUUGUGGUGCGACCGGAUGCACCACCUCCUCCUCCGCCUCCGCCUCCCCCUUUGAUGGUACCGUACUAUCAACGACCUCACCGCUUGCAGAUACCGAGUCACUACGUCCAGCAGCGACGCCAGAGUCCGUCCAUGUUACGGCGGCAGCCAAGGACGGAGCAACGAAGUCGCCAGCCGCAGUCGUUGCCCAUAUUUGAUAAUGCACCUGGGGACAACACCUUGUCGGCGACCAGUUAUCCAAUCUUUGUCUACAAUGGCACCAAAGGUGAGCUCCUGGUCAACACAAUGCUGAGUGCCCAACGGUAUCCGAUGCAGGAGCCGGUGCCUGGUCAAAUACUCUAUCCGCCCUCGACUCCCAUGUUUCGACCCAAGCCCAUUGUGGAGCGCUUCCGACUGCCCGGUCAGAGGGAGUUGCUCAACUUGACGCUGAUUCCCUUCUAUGCCCAUGAGGCAAUCACCUCGGCGCCAAUAACAACGACACCGACAAUGUUGAUAGAUUCAUCCACUACUCCAAUGCCGAGACCUUACGAAACUCAAAUGCCGCCUAGCAAACGCAGAAGGAAUCCAAAGAAGGCCAAGCAGUAUAACGCCUAUCGAUCACCCCAGGAGGUGAUGCAACGGCAGCCAGUGCUGCGUGCAUCACCGGCACUGGCAGCACCCAACAAUCAUCGUCAUCACCUGGCUGCAGACACCGAAUUCUUUGGCAGCCCAGCAGAGGGAUUGGAACAGGCGUUGCUCGAGGAGCUUGAGGAGCUGGGCUCUGAGGUGAAGGAGCCCAUCGAGCAGAUAGAACUGGAAGAGCAGCAGCAACUGGAAGAGACCACCAGCGUUGGCGGCGGCGGCAGCAGUAGCAGUAGCAGUUCCUUACAGAUCGUCUACAUGGACGACAGUCUGGAGUCACCCACGGACACCCUGGCCAGCACCACGGCGGUGCCACAUCCGCAACGCCAGAGCUCACGUUAUUCCAUGAAACGCGAGUACUUUGCCUUCCCCGUCUACACGUUGGGCAAACUGCUGCAGGAUCAGAAGAGCGACAAAAUCCGAAUGGGGCACAUUGUGAAAAUGAAUGACUCCACGGAGCAUGGAGACACUUGGUUCAUCUUAAAUUCACGCUAUAAAGGACCCCAUCGCAAUGGCCAGAAGAGUAGUCAAAACAAGUACUUCACUUCAAAGUAUGUACAGAAUUCCAAGGGGACCUCGAGUUAA